AGGCAGAGAGGCAUGUUCAUGGAAAGCACAGAUCACUGGAGCUCAGUGACAAUUCAAAGUUGAGUGAGGAACGAUUCUGGCGCUCAAAACUCAACUUGUUAAGGACCAUUGCACGGCUUAGAAAACACUGAAGAUAAAGGAAUGGCGGUCACUAAUUUCCACUACAUAACCCGGAUGAGCAGUGGCUUCAAAGUGUACAUCUUAGAGGGACAGCCCAAUCUGAGAAGUGAAGACAGAUUUCGCCACAUGACGAGCGACAGGGUGCGGAUGCGCCCUGCACAUCCGAUGAAGCGCAAAAUCAGUUCAGAGAGAGGACGGACACUUGAGGAGAGAAGAGGGAGGGCCAUUCGAAACAGCCUGGCCAACGGUGCCCGCAGAUCAUCUGGGUUCAGUAUUCCUGAAAGCCCCACAUCUACAUGGAGCCCAACGCCCAGCCCCACUUACCUGAUCCCCAGCCCAGUGUACUCCACCCCAGUCAUGGACGAGCCUCUAGCCCUAAUCAAGAAACCACGCCCAGAACCAGAGAAAGCAGAAAGCCAAAACAAAGCCACACCAGUCAAACAAAUACAGAUACGGCCAUCUGUCAUCACUUGCGUUUCCUCUGCAACAAGGUCAACCAAAAAAGACUGCUGCGAUCACUCCACUGUUGUUACCCAGCACAGUUAUGAUCAUGUUGAAGAGCAUUUCCAGAGGAGUCUCGGGAUGAACUACCACAGAGCCGCCUCCAUCAGCGUGUCUGUGGAUGACCACUUUGCCAAAGCGCUGGGUGAUAAAUGGCUCCAGCUCAAAGCUUCAUCCUCUUCCUGCCAUUCAUCCUCUUCUUCGUCGUCUUCUUCAUCUCCACCCAGCAGUCCAACCUUCAUCCACUCACCUGGCAACUGCCAGAGUCCCAAAAGGGCCCGCAAAGAUUCAAUCAGUCAUUCCACAACCACACCCAACUUAUGGUCUGAGAAAUGAAGAAGGAAAAAAUAAAUUUAAAUGUACAUAUGACCAAACGGACUUAAAAUGCAUGUGUAGGCCCAUGUGUUUCUGCUGUAAAAAGCAAAAGGGAGACUGUUCAAUUGUGUUGCAAUGGCUGUUAACACUCGAUGAGCAAAUUAGGGAUUGUUAAAUUGUCUUUUAAAGGGAGAUAUUCAGUGUCUGACCAUUUUCGGAUCAUUUCAUGGUAGCUAAGCAUUGUUGGAGUUGGCUUUGUCAUUGGUUUUGUGGGUGCCACUGGUUUUUAUUUGUUGACUGUGAUUGCACUGAUUAUUGCUAAUAACAUUUCAUUGUCUGUUGAAAGCUUUCUUCUUAUAAUAUGUGCAUAUUUAUAUUAGACAGUGUUCCGAAAUCUUGUGGAGCACUGAGCAAAACAGACCAAAACUUACUAGGUCAGAAAGUUUCAUGUUUUAGUAGAAAACAAACGCUUGAGAAAAGAGGUGGGUAACUUUUUGGCAUCUCUAUAUGGGCUAUUGCUGUUCAUUUCAAUCCCAGUGUAAAUUUCAAGCUUUUUAUAUUAUUGUACAUAUUUGUAAUAAACACAUUUUUUUAAA
This is a messenger RNA of Rhinichthys klamathensis goyatoka, 1532 nucleotides long. It is a transcript of the gene vgll4l, whose product is annotated as vestigial like 4 like. The record is from RefSeq and is a predicted model, not a curated record. Lineage: Eukaryota; Metazoa; Chordata; Actinopteri; Cypriniformes; Leuciscidae. The transcript is spliced from 5 exons. Gene Ontology annotation, biological process: negative regulation of DNA-templated transcription. Bases 142 to 957 code for a protein of 271 amino acids. Gene Ontology annotation, molecular function: transcription coactivator binding.